Molecule: messenger RNA, 333 nt
Organism: Trichophyton rubrum CBS 118892
Lineage: Eukaryota; Fungi; Ascomycota; Eurotiomycetes; Onygenales; Arthrodermataceae
Exons: 1
Coding region: 1-333 (110 amino acids)
Source: RefSeq, a predicted model, not a curated record
AUGCGUAUGGCUGACAGUACAGGAGCGUCGAAGGGAAAAUAUCGAUUGCACUGGUGCUGCAAAGUGCGAGUUGAUCUGUUGACAUGCUCUGGAGAUACAAGUCAGCUUUCGUCUUUCUCCCGCAGAACUGAUAUUACGUUAGAUAGGCAAAUUCGCGUCUGGAAGGCUUGGCAAAAUGUCAUGUUUUUAUUGGUUCGGAAUAAGUCACGGAAGCUGAGUCAGCGAACUUUAAUUGCACAUCCGAUAAAGGGGGGAAAUAGCUGGAAAGCUGGAGAGAGGAAGGAAAAGCAGCGGAAUGAGUGGAAGAUACAGGGUGGCAGAGGCAGUGGAUGA